Messenger RNA from Tinamus guttatus (white-throated tinamou), 3426 nucleotides. The record is from RefSeq and is a predicted model, not a curated record. Lineage: Eukaryota; Metazoa; Chordata; Aves; Tinamiformes; Tinamidae.
GGACGAAUUACCAAAGUGCUGAAUAUGAAACCAGCAGAGAUUUUAGCUAUGAUUGAAGAAGCUGCUGGCACUAGAAUGUACGAAUGCAAGAAAAUAAACGCUCAGAAAACCAUAGAGAAAAAGGAAGCCAAACUGAAAGAAAUUCAAAGGGUCUUAGAGGAGGAGAUCACUCCAACUUUACAGAAGCUGAAAGAGGAACGAUCAUCCUAUCUAGAGUACCAAAAAGUAACACGAGCAAUAGAGCACUUAAGCCGACUGUAUGUUGCUUAUGAGUUUGUUCUGGCUGAAGAGACAAAGGCGCGCUCCUCUGAUGCAUCAAAGGACAUGACGGCUAGUGUAGAAAAGGUUCAGAAAUCAAUAGCAGAGAGUGAAACUAAAGUGAGACAACUUAAUGAAGAAAUAGCAGAACUUGAGAAGAAAAGGGACGAGGAAUUUGGAGGUACUCUUCGUUCAUUAGAACAUGCCCUUUCAGAAGUUCAGAGAGUUGCUACUAGAGCACAAAGUGGUCUUGAUCUCAAGAAGCAAAACUUAAAAAGUGAAGAAAAUAAACGUGAAGAACUGUUAAAAAGCAUGGAGGAGGAUUCUAAAGCAUUAAUAUCAAAGGAGAAAGAACUAAAGAAAAUGCAGGAAGGACUAAGUGCUUUACAGGAAGCAAGUGAAAAAGAUGCAGUUGAUUUAGCUGUAGCACAAAAACAUUUUAAUGCUGUGUCUGCGGGCCUGUCCAGCAAUGGUGAUGGUGAAGAAGCUACUCUCGCUGAACAAAUGAUCAUGUGCAAAAAUGAAAUCAGCAAAUUGGUAACAGAAGCCAAACAGGCUGAAAUGAAGUUGAAAUAUACACAAAAAGAAUUAAAGACAAAACAAGCUGAAGUGAAAAAGAUGGAUGAGGGCUACAAGAAAGAUCGAGAAGCAUUUGAAACUGUAAGAAAAAUGAAAGAAAAUCUUGAAAAUGAAAUGAAGAGGCUGAACUAUGAAGACAUGAAAGAAGAAACACUCUCAGCAAAAAAGAAGGAAUUGACUCGUGAUAUCACUCGGCUGAGAGAAUUAUAUGAAAGCUUAAUGACAAGGUUCCCCAGUCUAAAUUUUGAAUACAGGGAUCCAGAAAAAUACUGGGAUCGAACCCUUGUGAAAGGCCUUGUUGCAUCCCUUAUCAUUGUGAAAGACAUAUCCACAGCAAAAGCCCUAGAAGUGGUGGCUGGAGGAAAACUCUAUAACAUUGUUGUGGACACAGAGGCUACUGGUAAAAAACUUUUGGAAAAUGGUGGACUAAAGAGGCGAUACACUGUCAUUCCACUAAACAGAAUUUCAGCCAGGUGUAUUGCACAAAAAACUAUCCAACUGGCUAAAAAUUUGGUUGGCAAUGAUAACUUGCAUUUGGCUCUUUGUCUUAUUGAGUAUGAACCUGAACUGCAGAAGGCCAUGGAAUAUGUGUUCGGAACAACAUUUGUCUGUGACAGCAUGAAUAACGCCAAGAGAGUGACCUUUGACAAAAGAAUAAUGAUAAAAAGUGUUACGCUUGAUGGAGAAACUUUUGACCCCCAGGGCACUCUAAGUGGAGGUUCAAGCUCAGGGGCUGCACCAAUAUUGUCUAAAGUUCAAGAAAUUAAAGAAGUUCAAAAAGAACUCAGAGAAAAGGAAUUUGAACUUAAAACUGUAGAAAAUGAGCUGAUAAAUUUAAAGAAUGUUGCUGAAAAGUACCGACAACUGAAGCAGCAGUGGGAGAUGAAGUGUGAAGAAGCAGAACUACUGCAAGCCAAGCUUCAGCAGAGUGCUUACCACAAACAAGAGGAAGAACUGAAUGCCCUGAGGAAAACCAUUGAGCAGUGUGAAGAAACUUUACUGAAAACUAAAGAGAGUCAAAAAAUAGCAAAAGGAAAAUACAAGGUAUUGGAGGACAAAAUGAAAAAUGCAGGAGCAGAGCGGGAAAAAGAACUAAAGGAUGCCCAGCAGAAACUAGAUGACAUAAAGAAAAAAGCAGAUGCUUCAAGCGCAAGAAUGAAAGAAAAGCAGCAGGAAGUUGAUGCAUUAGUUCUGGAACUUGAAGAGUUAAAACGAGAACAUUGCUCCUAUAAACAACAGAUGGAGGCUACAGAUGAAGCUAUCAAGUCCUUCCAGGAACAGGUUAAUGCUAUGGCAGCUGAGCUGUCCAAGAACAAGGAGUCUGUAGAGAAAGCCCAGAAGGAGCUGGCCAAGCAGAAGGAAACCAUUGCUGUACAGGAUCAAGAGAUAAAAGACAAGUAUGAAGAGAUGGCAACAUACAGAGAACAGAGCAAAGAAUUGCAGCUGAAGGUUAAAGAGUUAGAACACAACAUUAGCAAACACAAGCAAGAAGCCACUGAAGCUGCUGCUAAGGUGGCCCAAAUGUUGAAGGAAUAUGAAUGGAUAGCUUCAGAGAAGGCGCUCUUUGGUCAGCCACAAACAGCCUACGACUUCAAAAACAACAAUCCAGAAGAAGCUGGUCAGAAGCUGCAGAAAUUGCGGGAGAAGAAAGAGAAGCUGGGACGAAAUGUGAACAUGAGAGCCAUGAAUAUGCUUUCUGAGGCAGAAGAGAGGUACAAUGAUUUAAGGAAGAAAAAAAGAAUUGUAGAGAAUGACAAGUCUAAAAUUCUUGCAACUAUUCAAGAGCUUGACCAGAAGAAAAAUGAAGCUUUGCACAUUGCUUGGCAGAAGGUGAACAAAGACUUAGAGUCCAUUUUCUCAACAUUACUACCAGGAGGCAAGGUUCUGCUGGCAGCAAGUAACUCUCAGAAUAUCUUAGAAGGUCUGGAAUUCAGAGUGGCCUUAGGAAACGUAUGGAAAGAUAAUUUAUCAGAACUUAGUGGAGGCCAAAGGUCACUGGUGGCUUUGUCUUUGAUCUUAGCCAUGCUUCUUUUCAAACCUGCCCCAAUUUACAUCCUGGAUGAAGUGGAUGCAGCCCUUGAUCUCUCUCAUACCCAGAACAUCGGGCAGAUGCUGCAAAAUCACUUCAGACACUCCCAGUUUAUCGUGGUGUCCUUGAAGGAUGGGAUGUUUAACAAUGCAAAUGUCCUGUACAAGACCAAGUUUGUGGAUGGUGUUUCCACUGUCACAAGAUACGAGCAGUCUCAAAGCAGCAAAAAAGACGGCAACAAGAAGAAAAGGCAAAAAGCUGAGGAGUGUCCAUGCAAAACAACUUCGAGAAGAGCAGUGUUCUGCCGGGGCCCCACGCGGCUCCGUAAAGUGCCUCCGUGCAUCCGUGGAGCAGGACCGUCCCCGCAGGCGCCGCGCGGCCGCCUGGCGCCAUCCGGCCCCGCGCGGGAGCAGGGGCAGCCCAACACGACAAGGUGGAAAGUCAAACGUGCUUCUGGCUCCCAGCGCUGGUGGGUUUCCAGCGACUUCCUUGAGGGACAAGGGGGAUCUGAGCAACAUUCUCUUGCCUAUUUAAAGAAAAGAAAAUAUGCAUCUUCCUGA